AUGGCACUCGAUCCACGUCUAAAAAUCAAAGGACAGCGCGGCUCGUUCAUCGCGCAGUACCUUGACGACGUCCGCGAGGAGAUAGUCGUCCAGACUCAGGCGGGUAACGCGGAACGCGAGGACGUCUACUUGACCGUCGCGCGCGGCCUGGUUCUCUGCUUUGGUUACGAGAAUCCCCUUAGCAAUGAGACGCCCGACAUGAAGUACUGGGGUUUGAAGCUGACCGAUAUACCCGCCGCCAAAGAUAUGCCUGCGCUGCCUCUGGAUGAGGCGAUCAAAAGGGAUGCAGUCAUCGCGGGUCUCGUGCAACGCGUACGCAAUUACAUGAAAAACCUGCGUCACAGAGCGAAAGUCACCCAAGGUCAGACGGCGUCGCUGGAUCAAAGACGGAUCGACCGCGUUAUCAAUGCUUUCGCGCCGGCUCCAAAGCCGGCAAAGGCGCUCGACGUUUAUCAAAAAUCCUUCAAGAAAUACUACAUGCCUGACUUCGAGAAGAUGUGGAAGGAAAAAGAGGACGCUGCGGAGGGCAAUGCCGCGCUUUUGAAGAGGCUGGCGGACGUACGCGGCGGACAAGAGCGCGUGUUUGCUUCUCAACGCUGGGGGAAGGCACCGGGGAAGGUAGUGGAAGAAGUGGAGAAGGAGCGCUACGUUCUUCACCGCGUCCAGUGCGACAGGUACAAUGCGUUGUGGGGAUCGCCUCCGGAGAAGCCGCCAAAUUCGCGUGCAUGGAUCAUGCCGGAAGCCGGCGCUUUCUUUCAGUCAAUCCUCAACUGGUCGGCUGUGCGCUUCGGUGUGGCGAUGGAGUUGACGAUUGCGGGUCAGACAGACAAAGGAGUGCCGGAGGCGCGCAGCCUGUUCGCUUCUGGGGAACGCAAGGAAGGAGCACCCGCUCUGGACGCGUUCGCGGCGUCUACAACGAAGGAGACUAAAAUCGUGCUGAUGCAGUACGUGAGGGAUAUGCUGACGGGCAACGUCCCAAAGGACGUGACGCCGCGCGUCCCGGGCGAUGGAAGCGUGGGAGAAGCGGGCUUAGAGGUUGGCAAAGAGUUCAAGGAGGUACGCUUGCAACGCGAUCUGAGCAGUUACUGCGAGCGUACACUAACAACGGCAUGGAAGGAACUCGCGGAUCACCCCAUGACUCUGAUGGACGCUGAUGACGCCGACAAGUGGUCGCUCUCGCAAGAGUCCGCUUCCAACGGGGCUUUCCCGGGCGCAGCCGUGCUUGCGCGCCGAGCGGGAGGCACUGCAUCGGCUUCGGGGUCUCGCGGCCCUUCGCGUCUCGAUGAGCCGGCUACUGCCUCGCGCCGCCUCACCAUCGAUAUGGACAAAGAGGAGGGCGUGGACUUGAACCUGCAUCCUGACCCCGAUUCCGGUGACGCGUUGUUGUUGUCGGAUAUCAUGGAUGUCGACGAUGACGCGGAGUUGGGCAAUGGACGCGACGUCGGUGCUUCGACUGGACGAUGGAAGGGUAAAGGGAAGGCGGUCGAGGGUGGAUCGACGCACCAGGGGCGCUGGGAUGUGGCGGAGGAGGACUUGUUCGAUGCAGAAGAUGAAGAUCUGGAGCAGUUACAGCGUGCGGACGACGACGACGACGGCGAGCAGUAUGCCACACCCGUCGCGCAAGCAGGAUCUCGUGGCGGCCUAAAAGACCCUUUUGCGAAUACGUACGAGGGCGACGGCUUCGCAAUGGGCGGUCAAGAUCAAUGGACACGUAACUCUACGCCAGACACGCGGGGUUCCUCUCCCGAGACGACGACGUCUGUGUAUUCUGAGCGUCUUGGAGAGCUCCUGGUCGGGGCCAACACCGCUCCCUCUGUCAGCGACGACGACGGGACCGCCUCCGACGCGUUCAACUUUUGGGAGGACGAAAACGCAGACGCAGACGUCGAGGCUCUGCUGAGUGGCAUGUUUGUGAAUCGUCAGCAACAGGCGACGAAAGCUAAGACGCCGAGGACGCAUUUGCUGGCAGGGAUCAAAGGUAGAGGAGGUGGCAGUCGGAGAAAGCAGCCGACCGUCCAGGACAAGGACAAGGUGGAUGCGGCUGAGGGUGCCGGUGCCGGAAAGGACGGUGUGGAUUCCUCGAGAUCAAACGAAGGGCACAGUCGCCGCGCUGGGAGCAGUAACGGAACUAAGAAGGUCAAACGAGGCGGCUCAUCGCGCGGCCAACAUAAGGCGUCGAGUUCGGGUGCUCAAUCUUUGGGAACUCAGUCUUCUCGCGGUUCCACGGCGGCCAAUGCUCUCAAUGCCGCUCGCGUGAUAUCGACAGCGAAGGCAGUGGCUGCGCGCCUUGAAGGAGGUAUGCGCGAAGUGGAUGCAGCUUCGCGCGACGACAGGGAAGCGUCGUUCUCGCCCCCGCCGACGAUCUCCGAGCCGCGUAGGGUACGCAAGAUGAGGGUGACGUCGCCUGAGGAGCAACCGGACGAUCGCAUGCCUGUUGCGAAUACGGCUGAUGCGGAAAGAGAAGUGGGCGAUGACCGGGAGAACCGCUGGGCAGAGAAUGACGUGGCGGGCAUGAAUGGCUGGAUUAGGGAUCACGUCGCUGGAGGCGGGAAGGAUGAAUUCGGCGCGGCGUGGAACGCAUAUAUCAGUACGAACGGUGCCGAUGGAAAGGCGAGGCGGACAAGGCUGGCGGAGGCGAUGCGAGAUUUGCCGGUGAACAUGCACCUAUCGCACGCUGAGUUGGUUGAUUCGAUGGAGGAACUGCUUCGUCAGGACAAGACAUGGGACGUGGGCGCCGGUGGUCAUCUCAGUUCGACUGGGCGUCCCAAAGAGGUAACGUCCAUGACGAAGAAGCGUGGCGGGGUGUUCUCCACACCGUUGCCUAAGGGUUGGGGUCGCCAGAUGGCGACGUGGUGGUUGGCGUUGCAGCCAGCAGAGCGCGGGAGGGCGGUAACGAUCGGUGAGCUGCUCCCGCCUCAGCCAGAUAUGGCAUGGGGUGCUUUGGCGAGCUCACAGGGCUACAAAGGGGUGUUCCUACUGGCGUGGUGCAUGAUGCAUUGGGCGUGGACAUCCGAGGAUCUGGCGCUUUGGCAGUCGGUUGCUGAUGAUAUGGCAGCCGCCUUCAAGGUGAUCCUCGUUUCACGAGGGAAACAUACCGCCGGUUCGGCUGCUUCAACUGCUGCGACGGCAGCCGAGACCAGUCGUGCUAAGCGUACGGUGGCGCCGAUAGAUACGGGAGAGGGGCAGAAUCAACGUAAGAGGCUGCGUCGCUGA
Molecule: messenger RNA, 3213 nt
Organism: Peniophora sp. CBMAI 1063
Lineage: Eukaryota; Fungi; Basidiomycota; Agaricomycetes; Russulales; Peniophoraceae
Source: the annotation of a GenBank genome assembly